Messenger RNA from Oncorhynchus nerka (sockeye salmon), 2776 nucleotides. RefSeq names its product chitobiase, di-N-acetyl- (gene ctbs). Gene Ontology annotation, biological process: oligosaccharide catabolic process. Gene Ontology annotation, molecular function: chitin binding; hydrolase activity, hydrolyzing O-glycosyl compounds. The record is from RefSeq and is a predicted model, not a curated record. Bases 115 to 1209 code for a protein of 364 amino acids. The transcript is spliced from 7 exons. Lineage: Eukaryota; Metazoa; Chordata; Actinopteri; Salmoniformes; Salmonidae.
AUAUAUCACGCUAAGCAACGUAAGACCUUCCGUCGAAGAGAUAUUGACGCGCAAACUCCGGAUAUCAAACCAAAAAACUAUUUUGUGCGAAACCUUACCCAACUGUUGUCAACAAUGUGGCAGUUUUUGUUUCUGACGCUGGUUAGCGUAUGUUGCAAGGCAGAAGAUUGUCCAUGCGAGAUCCAGGAACUCUGUCAACAAAUUCGCGAUGAGAAGGACUUUGAGGUGUUUGUGUUUGAUGUGGGCAAGAAAGCAUGGAAGUCAUAUGAUUGGGGAAAAGUGACAACUGUUGCUGCAUUUGGGAAAUAUGAUGCUGAACUCAUGUGCCACGCCCAUUCAAAAGGAGCACGGCUAGUCCUGAAAGGUGAUGUGUCUAUCCCUGAAAUGGUGGACCCUGCCAACAGGACAGCAUGGAUCACAAGCAAAGUGGACUUGGCAAAGAGGCAGUUUAUGGAUGGCAUCAACAUAGACAUUGAGCAAGAGGUGGCCGACUCCUCCCCAGAGUACUACACCUUGACAGCACUCGUCAAAGAGACCACUGAGGCCUUUCAUAGAGAGAUCCCAGGUUCCCAGGUGUCAUUUGAUGUUGCCUGGUCGCCCAAGUGUAUAGACGGGCGCUGCUACGACUACGCCGCCAUUGCCGAGUCCUGCGACCUGCUAUUUGUGAUGUCAUAUGAUGAGCAGAGUCAAAUAUGGGGCGAUUGUGUUGCGAUGGCAAAUGCUCCAUUCAAUCAGACACAGUCAGCGUAUGACCAAUAUUUGGCGAUGAAGAUAGAUCCAAAGAAGCUUGUGAUGGGAGUACCAUGGUAUGGCUAUGAUUACCCUUGUCUCGACUUCUCCCAGGAAGGAGUGUGCUCCUUAGCCAAGGUUCCGUUCCGGGGUGCACCUUGUAGCGAUGCAGCUGGCCGUCAGAUCCCUUACAGCUUUAUGAUGAAACAGAUCAACGGCUCUCUGUCUGGCAGGCUGUGGGACGAAGUCCAGCUGGCUCCCUACUACAACUACAAGGACCAAAGGGGACAGAUCCAUCAGGUGUGGUACGACGACCCAGAAAGCAUUGCCCUGAAGGUGGCAAAUGUACGAGAGCUGGGCCUGAAGGGCACGGGAAUGUGGUGCGGCAACCUCCUGGACUACAGCAACAACUCAGUUGCCCAGGAACAGAGUCGAGACAUGUGGAACGCCCUCAUGGGUUGCCAAGACGCUCAGUGCUGAGAAGACUGCCUUUCCAUUGGAUCCUCACAGCUAUUUGUUGCUAGUCAAUAGAUGCUUUUGUUCGAGGACAGAAGUGGGACAGAGGAACCGUAACGUGUAUUCCUCUUGAUCUCAGGGAUGCGUACUUGCACUUCUAUUUCAUAGUAGUUUUUUUUUUAUUGCAAUUGUAAAAACAUGAGCCACUUUAGAAUCAUGCCAACACAGAUGAUUGUCAAACACAGCAUUGUGCCACUGUCUGAAUCUUGGGAUAUGUGGUUGUUUUACCUACUUUAGGUGAAUGCAGUCACUUUCAAUAAGAGAUUAAAAUAUGAUGUAAAUGUUUACGCUUCAGAAAGUCAAUCCUAAAACCGCUGUGACUUUGAAGAAAAUUCCAUCAUGAAACUCUGGAUAAGAGCGUCUGCUAAAUGACUUAAAUGUAAAUGUAAACAGUUACGAAAUCUUAGUCAUGGCAGAUACUGUUGCUUUGAUACUGUACAAAUAUUUGUUUUCAUACUUAAGAUUUUAAGAUGGUAGUAUCAACACAGGUAAAUGAUCAAAUGAGAGAGUGUUCUUGCUGCAACAGGGACACGACAGUUUAAUACGAACAAUUGUUGUUUGGUAAACUGAAGUCAUGGCUUUCACUUGAUAUGCAUUGCAAAUAGACAUAACAAUUUAAAUGUGACCUUUUAUAAAAUAUAUAAUUUGGAAUCAUUGUCUUCUGGAAUAAGGCCACUGUGGUAUUGGUAGAAGUGGCUCAGUUAGGGAUGCUUUGAGCCUGUGGUCUGUCCCUUGCUCCUGCUCCAAAGCCCAUGGAGCCAGAGAGAAAUGUCUGGGUAUUCUUCUGGGCCAGCUCAGCCUUCAAGGCUCUCAGCUCUGUGGCAGCCUGCUUCCCGAGCUGGGAGGAAAUAAACAAGGAAGUACAUCAAUGAAAACCAUUGAGCACUGUCUGUCCAGCAAAGCUCUCCACCUCCUGCCCAAGUCCCAUGUAAAAGUUGAUAACUGAAAUGUCUGCUUCUCAUAUGAAAUAUUUUUAAACUGAGCCCUUAACAUACUGUAGUUUUUCCCAGUGAUAUAAACAGGAAUGGAAAAAUAGAUAAUUGUAUUUACAUUUGUAGAGUUAUGAGGGAGUCAAAUUGCAAUUAAGAUUUUAAUACCUUGAUCUCUGUGAUGAGCCUCAUCUUGGCAUCAUCCACCUUCCUCCUUAGGUUGUCAAUCUCAUGGCUCUCUGUCAUUAUCUGGAUAAUGAGCUCAUUCUGAACAUGGUGGGAAGAGUACCCAAUUGUCAUACUUGAAGAUUCCUUAAUAGAAAAUGUAAAUGUAAAAAAAAACAUUAUGACAUAAUUUACCAACAAAGCAUUUGUGUUUAGUGAGUCCACCAGAUCAGAGGCAGUAGAGAUGACCAGGGAUGUUCAUUUGAUAAGUGUGUAAAUUGGACCAUUUUCCUGUCCUGCUAAGCAAUUCAAAAUGUAACGAGUACUUGGGUGUUAAGCCAAAUGUAUAGAGUAAAAAGCACAUUCUUUAAUUUAGGAAUGUAGUAAAGUAAAAGUUGUCCCAAAUAUAAAUAAAGUACAGAUCCACACAAACACUA